This is a messenger RNA of Phyllopteryx taeniolatus (common seadragon), 3898 nucleotides long. RefSeq names its product anoctamin 10b (gene ano10b). Bases 254 to 2329 code for a protein of 691 amino acids. Gene Ontology annotation, biological process: chloride transmembrane transport. The transcript is spliced from 16 exons. Gene Ontology annotation, cellular component: plasma membrane. Gene Ontology annotation, molecular function: chloride channel activity. NCBI's taxonomy places the organism in Eukaryota, Metazoa, Chordata, Actinopteri, Syngnathiformes, Syngnathidae. The record is from RefSeq and is a predicted model, not a curated record.
CCUGAAUAUAAACCAAACAAGCCUCCACACCCUGCAGUCUAGGGAAGUUCCUCUGCAUUCUUGCCAUACAUGCACACACACACACACACACACACACAUAUACACAAAAAAUUCACGCACAUUAACAGGAAAGCUGUGAGGACUCUGCGGGCUGAGAGGGGGUGUGGUGCGGUGAGGUCGCGGUGGGCCUGCCGGAGGCCUGCUGAAGGACCGGAGACCAGACGCUCAUCAUCCAGGCCCCGCCAGUGCCAUCAUGAGUAAGGCAGGAUGCGACGAAGGUGGACGAAGUAUCUCCGAGGAGAACCCUGAGAAGUCGCCUCGUGACAAGCCCCCGGGUGCUCCGACAACAGGGCCGGGAUGGACGAAGGUUAGCUGCCCCUGUUGUGUGUCAGAGCGGGUCGAGCCACUGGUUCUGGUGAAACUUGGCGAGAAGGUCCGUCCUGAGACAAAAAGGUGGCUCCUCAAGCUGAUUGGCACUCCUCAGAAAGAUGGAGGUGCAUCAUUACUGGCCCACCCGGGUGAAGAUGCCACUGGUGAUAUCAUCAUGGUCUCUGCCCCGCGGUGCACAUUGCUGCAAGCCACCGAGGAGUUGGGUCUGUGCAAGACGUACAACACCGGGGAAAUGGAGACGUUCUCAUACGACGACAGAGACAACUUUAGACACUCAGACAACAUGGAGAUCUUCCUGACGCUGGCUGAGAGACAGUUCAUAGUAAAGUAUGAGCUGGAGGGUCUGCGUGCGCAGAGGGAUGUGAGGAUACCUGGACUGGCUGACAAGUACACCCUUCAGCACCGAGACAACAUCUGGCAGAAGAUGAGCUCCGCUGGUGUUGUCGUGGACACGUUCCCUCUUCAUAACCGGGUAAAACUGAAAGAGCUCAGUAAAUCCUGGUACUCUGGGAACCAGCUGUCACAACCACUGGAUUCAGUCAAUGCAUAUUUUGGAAGCGCAGUGGGCUUCUACUUCAGCUUCCUUGAUUUCUACACCUGGUCUCUGCUGCCCCCUGCUAUGCUGGGUCUUUCCAUCACAUACUUCUCCAGUGAGGUGCAGAAGGAAGCGGUGGAGGCAGUGGCUGGCUCGCAGGCCGAGAUCCACAACGAGGAGUCUGGACUGGCCGUCAGCGGUCACAUGAUCCAGGCUGUGUUCAGCAUGCUCUGGUCCACUGUCUUCAUGGAGCUGUGGAAGCGUCGCAGCUCGUCCAUGUCUUACCGCUGGGGGACCCUUCACCUCGCCGAGCGCUUCGCAGAGCCUCGGCCCGGUUUCCACGGUGAUCUUGGGUUGAACCCUGUCACGGGCCGUGUGGAGCCCCUGUUUCCUGAAUGGCAGAGGGAUCUGCGGAUGGCGCUGGUCUCCAUCCCGGUGGUCGGACUGUUUCUGGGCAUGGUGGUCCUCGGUAUGCUGUGUUUCUACUGGGGGGAAAACCAGGUGAUGUGGCUCCAUGAAGAAUGGGACUCAAUGGUGUCUCAGACGUUACUCUACGCACCCUCUGUGCUUCACAUUGUCUACACGAAUGUGCUGGCUACUGUUUACAAAACCGUGGCCCAGUCUCUGACUGAAUUUGAGAACCACAGAGAAGAGUCUGCCUUCCAGAACCACCUAACAGCCAAAGUCUUGGUGUUCACAUUCUUCAACUACUUUGCAGUCCUCUUUCACAUUGCAUUCGUCAAGCAGGAUGUGCCUUUGCUUCGUAAGCGCCUGGCGUCUUUGCUGGUCGUUACCCAGUUGGUGAACCAGGUGACAGAGGUGGUGGUACCCUUCCUGGUAGACCGCUUCGUUAGCGCUCCCCACAGGAAGGAGAGUGAAGAUGACCCAGAGGAGGACAAAUUUAGAAAUCAAAUCACACUGCCUGUGUUCCCGGGCCUGUUUGCAGAGUACAUUGAGCUCCUGGUGCAGUUCGGCUAUCUGAGUCUUUUCUCGUGCGUCUACCCUCUGACGGCCGUGCUGCUGCUCCUCAACAACGUCACAGAGAUCCGCUCCGACGCCUACAAGAUCUGCAAACUCUUCCGCAAGUCCUUCUCCGCCCCCGUGGCCAACAUGGGUGUAUGGCAGAUUGCUUUUGAGAUCCUGAGUUUCGUCGCGGUCAUGUCAAACUGCUGGCUGCUGACGCUGUCGCCGCAAUUGCAAAGGUUGCAUCACGAGGGCCACGUGAGCAGCACCAACAUUGUGCUGCUGGCCAUUAUGGCCGAGCAUGUUCUCAUCAUAGUCAAGGUGAUUGUGGCAGCCCUCAUUCCGGAUGAACCAGACUGGAUCAGAAAAAAGAAAGCCCACAUGCAGUACACAUCCAUGCAGGCUUUACGACAGCAGAACCUGCCUUCUGAGGAGCCCUGAAUCUGUUUCAAUGUGUGAGCAACGGAUCAACAACACAGAAAAUAAGAACAAAUUUGAGCUUUAAUAGCAUGUUGCUGUACCCGUAUACACUUCAUAUGUACUUUUAAAGGUGCCAUUUUAUACUUUGGAGACACGUCACAUGCUGUUUAUUUUAUUGAGAUUGGGGGGAAAAAAAAGGAAUUUUAUUUCAAAUUCAUACUAGGGAUAUAUAUAUUAUAUCAGCCUUAGAUGAAGAAAAUCCUAUCCAAUGUGACUAAAAAGGAAUCUUAAGUGCAAAGUAAAGGCUCAAAGGGCUAAUUAUAGCAGCGGAAUAAAUAAUAUGUAUAAUAUGCACAGGAAGAGGACGAAUUUAAGAAAAAUUUAAAAAAUCAAAAGCAGAGUUGUUUCUAAUCAAAUUUUUAACUGUGCAAGGCAGGGUUUCCCCCCAUAACAACAUUAAUAUUGAUUGUCUUCAAAGUCCCAACUGGCAGCUUUAAUUCCACCAAGCUUCUUGCUUUUAAGCCACACGGUGCUUCAACAAUGUACACCCUCUGAGUUGCACUUCCCUAUCACACACGCACUUAAAAGUGCAAUUCAGACUUUAGAAUGUUCAACGUGUGUCCCUUUCUGGAACAAUAUGUGGAAACUGAAUGGAUACGCUGUUUGUUGUACAGGAAAUGCCUUUAAAAGGUUUACAUUACAUAUUUUCCAGGGGUGGUUGAAAGGGAGUUUUGGUCAUAGAGGCAGAAUAUUUAUUAUCACGCUGACACUGCUUUCUUGUCAAGAUUUGUGUUCAGUGUAUUGUCCAAAGUGAUCUCAGCUACAGCGAGUGACAAUAGGUACAUAUCACAGUAAACAGCAGUUUACUUUAAAAGCUACUCUGUCUUUAUUGUAACCUAGAUAGGAUUUAGGAACGUACUACAAAGUACUACUCAUGAUUUGCUUUGGUGAAGUGGUUGUAAUAAUGAUAUGAUCGAAUGUGUUUUCUGAAUUUUGGGCAGUGAUUUUCAGCUCGCCCCCUACAGGGACGACAGAAGCUCACCGAAACAUGCACACGAUUUGGGAAAAUGCCCCCAAAUAUUACAAAAAGUAGAUCAUGAUACUGCCAAUUGAACCGAUAGAAUCUAUAGAAUGAUGUAAGAACAAAAACAACAAAAGUUAUUUUGAGAGAAACAAGCAAAAACCAAAAGAGCACUUGUACUUUGUUACUUUUUGUCAGACGUGGCGCUUUUAUGCACUUGCUAUUCUGUAUUGCGCCUCUAAUGACUGCUUAACUCAGCAGUAUUACCACUAAUUUGCCUUCUACUACAUUGUGCUGUUCACUCUUUAGUGCUGGCAGAUUGACUAUCAUCCAUACAGUAUGUGAAUGUGGCAAAUCAUACAAUGUGGAGGUUUCUUCUUCCAAAACAUUGCUCUAACAAUGGCGCCUCGCUGUUUCGAGCAGAAAGUUAUUCCACUUCUAGCCACUAGUAGGCACCUUAAGACCAAGUGUGCUGCAUGUGUUAAUUCAAGAUGAACAAUUUAGUCAGGGCGUCUGGUCGAAAGCGGGUGUGAACAUGGGCUGUAUCACAAUAAAGACGAGUGAAAAAG